ACGCGCAGAAGAAGACGCUCCCCGAUACGUCAUUUCCGGUUUAGAGAAGAGCCACUGGACAACAACAGAAAUGGAAGGAAAAAACAAUGUAGAUGAGCUAGACGCUCGCCUUCAACUGCUCGAGAAACGCGUUUAUGGCGAAAGAGGAGGAGGAAGAACCAAUAAACCAGUGAAGUGUGCUGAAUCCCUCACAAGGAUCAGUGCUGCUCUGGCAAACACCGCAAACAAGAGAGAACGAGUCAAGAUCCUUCACAAGAAGAUUGAAGAUUUGCUGAAGUAUUUGGACCCCCAGUUCACAGACUUCAUUUGUGUGCCAGAUGCAAUGAAACUAGAGUUCAUUCUGGCAGAGGAGGAGUUUCUGCGAUCUCAGGCCACGUUACUGGAGCAGGUGCACAAUCUGCAGCCUCUUCUGGACAGCAGCCACAUCAAAGCGGUCCCAGAGCUGACCACUAAAGUGCAGCGAUUGUCACAGAUUCACAUUCAACAGCAGGACCAGAAUGAAGAGUUGUCUGCUGAAGUGAAGAAGCUGUUUGAAGAAUACAACAAAAUGAUGUUUCUCUUAUCGAAGCAGUUUUCACAGUGGGAUGAAACUCUCCGCAAGCUGGAAGGACCCAAACAAGGCCAGCAGAUGGACUAAUGCUUAGAUGUGCAGAUAUGAUUAAUAGAACAGCACUGUCAUUCCUAAACACACCUUGUUUAUUAGUAAGUGUUGUUUAAGGUCUUCGAUCUAGCAUAUAUCAUAAUUUUGAGUCAUGAUGUACCAAUGUGGUCAAUAUUAUAAGUAAUUAAAUGCUCAUUACAUUUGUGUACAUUAACAUUUCUCUGCCUGGAAAAUGUAUUCCAACCUUUCAGUAAACUCUUUGAUUUCGAUUUAAUUUAUUCCAGCAAGGAAUGAUUUGUGUAUGAACUUGUUUUUUUUUAACACCUUUAGAAAAGUUUCACUACCAGAAAUAAUCAUAAAUAAAAGAAAGUGCCGCUGUA
Molecule: messenger RNA, 981 nt
Organism: Carassius auratus (goldfish)
Lineage: Eukaryota; Metazoa; Chordata; Actinopteri; Cypriniformes; Cyprinidae
Gene: dctn3
Product: dynactin 3 (p22)
Exons: 7
Coding region: 71-637 (188 amino acids)
Biological process (GO): cytoskeleton-dependent cytokinesis
Cellular component (GO): dynactin complex
Source: RefSeq, a predicted model, not a curated record